Molecule: messenger RNA, 2905 nt
Organism: Racocetra persica
Lineage: Eukaryota; Fungi; Glomeromycota; Glomeromycetes; Diversisporales; Gigasporaceae
Source: the annotation of a GenBank genome assembly
AUGAGGGUUUUAAGUCUUGCUUUUAAGCGUCGCAUUACUUAUGCGAGCAACUGCAAGUCAUUAUUCUCAAAACCAUCAAUUAAAAAAUUUUCUUCGUGUUCAAGAGUAUGCGACGCAUUUUCACCUUUGGAUACAUUUCCGCGUAGACACAAUGGUUCUUCUGAAUCCGACGUCAAAAAAAUGCUUGAUAUUGUUGGUGUAAAGGAUAUGGAAGAAUUGGCUUCAAAAACUGUUCCUGCCAAUAUUCUUUCUAAACAGCCCCUUGCUUUAGACAAAGACCUUACUGAAAAUGAGCUUUUGAAAAAAUUGAAGAACAUCGCUUCGAAAAAUAAAAUAUAUAAAACGUAUAUCGGCAUGGGUUAUACUGACACUAUCAUUCCUCCGGUCAUAUUAAGAAAUAUCCUGGAAUCACCUGGAUGGUAUACACAAUAUACUCCAUAUCAACCCGAGAUUUCUCAAGGUCGCCUUGAAUCUCUCUUAAACUUUCAAACUAUGAUCACUGAUCUCACUGGGAUGGAUGUAGCAAAUGCUUCCCUUCUCGAUGAAGGAACUGCUGCUGCAGAGGCUAUGUUUAUAGCUUAUUCUGCAGGUAAACAAAAACAGCACACUUUCUUUGUGGAUAAAAAAUGUCAUCCUCAGACUAUUGCAUGCUUGCAGACUCGCGCUGAAUGUUUUAAAAUCAAGGUCAUAGUUGGAAAUGCUUUAGAUUAUGAUUUUGAUCAACAUGGUAAAGAUUUAAUUGGAAUUUUAACUCAGUAUCCUGCUACUGAUGGUACGAUAAACGACUAUACUGAACUCGCCAAUAAAAUUCACUCUAUCGGUGGACAAAUGAUUUGUGCUACUGAUUUAUUGGCGCUUACCUUACUUAUUCCACCUGGUGAAUGGGGCGCUGAUAUUGCAAUCGGUAACAGUCAACGAUUUGGUGUUCCAUUAGGUUAUGGCGGUCCGCAUGCUGCUUUUUUUGCUUGUAAAAAACAGCAUGUUCGUAGGAUUCCUGGUAGAUUAGUUGGUGUUUCACGUGACGCUUCUGGUAAUAAAGCCUAUCGAUUGUCUCUACAAACCAGAGAGCAACAUAUUAGGAGAGAAAAGGCUACUAGUAAUAUUUGUACAGCUCAAGCCUUAUUAGCCAAUAUGGCGGCUAUGUAUGGUGUUUAUCAUGGACCAGAGGGGGUGAAAAACAUUGCUAAGCGCAUUCAUAAUUUUACUAAUACUCUUGCGGCUGAUAUUAAAAGUCACGGAUAUACUAUUAAAACGGACCAUUUUUUUGAUACAUUAAAUGUUCAUAUUGAAGGUGGAUCUAAGAAAAUAUAUGAAAAGGCCUUGAAAGCUGGCAUUAAUCUUCGUAAAGUAGAUGAUUUUACUAUCGGUAUCACUUUGGAUGAAACAGUUACAAAGAAUGACCUCGAGAACCUCAUUAAUGUUUUUGCUAAGGAUCCAUCAUAUGUGCCGAAUCUUGUAGAUAUUAAAAAAUCAAACAUUCCAACCCGAUUUAUUCGUACUUCUCCAUUUAUGCAACAUCAGGUUUUUAAUUCUUACCAUUCAGAAACAGAAAUGCUACGAUAUAUAUAUCAUUUGCAAUCUAAAGAUCUUUCAUUGGCCCAUUCUAUGAUUUCUUUGGGAAGCUGUACUAUGAAACUUAAUGCUACAACAGAAAUGAUUCCUGUAACAUGGCCUGAAUUUGCAAAUAUUCAUCCUUUCGCUCCAAUUGACCAAGCAGAAGGAUACAAAAUAUUGAUUCAGGAGCUUGAGCAUGAUCUUGCCGAGAUAACUGGUUUUGAUGGUAUUUCAUUACAACCUAAUUCGGGUGCACAGGGUGAAUAUGCUGGACUUCGCGUAAUUGGUGCGUAUCACAAAUCACGUGGGGACGAAAAACGCGAUGUUUGUCUUAUUCCCGAUUCUGCCUAUGGCACAAAUCCGGCGUCGGCAGCUAUGUCCGGUAUGUCAGUUCUUAAUGUUAAAUGUAACAAUGGGGAUCUUGACAUGAAAGAUCUCGAAGAAAAGGCAAAAAAAUAUAAAGAUCGAUUAGCUGCAUUCAUGGUUACGUAUCCAUCAACAUUUGGUGUGUUUGAGAACGGUGUUGUAGAAGCCUGUGAAAUAAUUCAUAAUUAUGGUGGGCAAGUUUAUAUGGAUGGUGCCAAUAUGAAUGCACAGAUUGGUUUAUGUAAACCUGCUGACAUCGGUGCUGAUGUUUGUCAUUUGAAUUUGCACAAGACAUUUUGUAUACCGCAUGGUGGUGGCGGUCCUGGUGUUGGUCCUAUAGGAGUAAAAUCUCACCUUGUGCCUUUCUUACCUGGACAUCCAAUAAUCAAAGCUGGUGGUGAUAAGGGUAUAGGUCCUGUGUCAGCUGCUCCAUUUGGCUCUCCAAAUAUUUUACCUAUUUCGUGGGCAUAUAUAAAAAUGAUGGGUAGUGAAGGGUUGAAAUCCGCCACAUAUUACGCAUUGCUUAAUGCGAACUAUAUGGUUCGUCGUUUAUCUGAACACUACAAAAUCCUAUACACCAAUCAAAAUGGCAUGUGUGCACACGAAUUUAUUGUUGAUGUUAGACCAUUUGCAAGUAGUGCGGAUAUACAUGCAAUUGAUAUUGCUAAACGCCUUCAGGAUUAUGGUUUUCACUCUCCAACGAUGUCAUGGCCAGUUUCUAACACGUUGAUGAUAGAGCCAACUGAAUCUGAAUCAAAAGCAGAAUUAGAUCGAUUUUGUGAUGCUAUGAUUUCCAUCAGAAAAGAAAUACGUGAGAUCGAGCUUGGUAAACAACCAAAAGGUGAUAAUAUCCUUACAAAUUCACCGCAUAUAAUUCAAACGUUAGUGAAACCAACGUGGGAUAAGGCAUAUACAAGGGAACAAGCUGCUUUUCCUAUAAAAUCUUUGAGAGAGCGUAAAUUUUGGCCAACAGUUGGAAGACUUG